Molecule: messenger RNA, 623 nt
Organism: Chelmon rostratus (copperband butterflyfish)
Lineage: Eukaryota; Metazoa; Chordata; Actinopteri; Chaetodontiformes; Chaetodontidae
Gene: s100a11
Product: S100 calcium binding protein A11
Exons: 3
Coding region: 55-441 (128 amino acids)
Cellular component (GO): perinuclear region of cytoplasm
Molecular function (GO): transition metal ion binding
Source: RefSeq, a predicted model, not a curated record
UAACGUCAGCCGGCCCGAUGGGGGAGAAGAGGGCAGUUUAAGUGUUUUCCGCUGAUGUGUGCAUCGGUGGGUGGAGAUGAAGCAUAUAUAUUAAGAGAGGUGGUGGUCAGAGUGGAGGGACACGGUUCUUGGUACCACCUUAGCAUCUCAACUCAAAAGAUCUCAGCACAGGCCGUCAUGGAAGCUGCCAUCUGCACCCUUGUCACCCAGUUCAAGACCUACGCUGGGAAAGAUGGAUCCUCUAGCACCCUGAGCAAAGACGAGUUCCAAAGCCUGGUGAUCGCCCAGCUACCCAACUAUGUCAAGAACGGCAGCGAUACCGUGGCGAUGGAACAGCUCAUGGGCUCGCUGGAUGAGAACAGCGACAACGAGCUGACUUUCUCCGAGUUCUGGCAGCUGAUUGGAAAGCUGGCGAGCAAACAGGGAGGCUUCAGUCAGUAGACUGUCUGUUGUGGCUUUGAGCUGAUCAAUCAAUCAACCCAGUUUAAAAUGUCCAACUGUGAACUCAAAGGCACUCCUGGCCUUUUAUCGCUCCACCAGUGCCACAUGUGUCACUCUGUAGUUAACCAUUUGUUGAAUGCAGGGAACGUUGAAUUAAAGGCUUCAUUGUCUUGAACCCUCAG